Messenger RNA from Sclerotinia borealis F-4128, 2244 nucleotides. NCBI's taxonomy places the organism in Eukaryota, Fungi, Ascomycota, Leotiomycetes, Helotiales, Sclerotiniaceae. The record is from the annotation of a GenBank genome assembly.
AUGGAAACUAAACCACAGAAACGAAGACGUAUAGUAAAGACAUGCUGGGAAUGUUAUAGAAGAAAACAAAAGUGUAAUCGUGGUCAACCAUGUGAUGUUUGUAUUUCUAGAAAUGUACCGGAGAAGUGCUCCUAUUCUAGUUCAACACCAUUGGAUGACCUGAAAGAUUCUCGGCACGUUGGAGGACCAUUGACCGCACGUACACGAGAUGAGGAAAUCAUUCUGAAGUCAGGUUCAACACCAUCCGAUCUUUUCGGUCAAGUAGGAUAUGGUCCUUAUAACAAUUCAUUUAGCGGAUUACAAAAGUCAUUUCAUAUCAAUGAUGAAUUAUCUACAUUCGUGGGAUCAUCUUCAUCAUCUUCAUUGUCUCAUCCUGGUUUACGGCAUAAAUUUCUAAGUUUAGUUAUACAACUACCGUCUCAAUCUAUCAUUUCCGAACUCAUCGAAUCAUUUCUCCUAGAAGUACAUUGGUAUUUCAAAAUAUUGGAAGAACAAUAUUUUAUAACCCUUCUCAAAUCAUGGCAAGAUAUACGUAAUACUUUAUCAGGACAAUCAGAUCUAGGAAGUAUUUCUAGAGAUCUUCAAUAUUUUCCCGCAUUACUAUUCCAAGUUCUUGCCGUUUCUUUACAAUUCUUACCACCGAACACGGAAGCCUCCAAGGUACUUCAUUUAGAUACUUUGCUAGAUUGUGAUAGACUUUCUCAUGAAUAUAGCAAGAUUGGUAUGGAAAUCAUGUCUCUGUUAGGGAGACAUAGUUCUACUUUGACAGCUGUUGAACAUGAUAUGAUGAAAUCUGCUUGGUUGAAGAAUUACAGUAGAGGUAGCGAAGCAUGGCACUUGUUAGGUAGUGCAAUCAGACAAGGUCAAGAGAUGGGCCUUCAUUUACAAGCUUCAAUUCCGAAAGUUACAGGAGAGGAUAUUGGGGUUGAAUUAGAAAAGUUUUGUCACAUGUCAGUAAUGCUCGGAAGGCCUCGUUCAAUUAAUGCAAGUGAUUGUACAGUUAAGACACCAAUCGAUUGCACAUUUCCUGACGAUCCAUCAAAAACUAUACCCACAGUCGCACUCUUACAAGAUCCCCAAUCCCCACCGUCCACCUACUCGACGCAACUAUUUCAAUACUCCCUAGCUCAAAAGAUUCACGAAUUGUUGGCAGCUGGAGCCCAUAGACCUCACAUGAAGGACUACUCAUUCGUCACAAACCUCUAUAACGAAGUUGUCUCCAUGGUUGAUGCGCUACCACCUACUUUACGACUUGAAAAUACAGAUAAAUCAUGGGACAAUGAAGAACCUAGCCUUCCUCGUCAACGGUAUGCAACAGCCAGUGCUGCACAUUUAUUUCUCAUGGUUCUCCAUAGACCUCACGCACCAGUCCACACCGAAAGUCGAACUGCGUCCAUAAAAGCUGCGCUCGCCUGUCUGCAUGCCCAGGAACAAUUGUUUAAAUUAAUAAAACCACAUCAAUAUCGGAUCUACACGCUUUCAUUUACCUCUAUUGACUGUGGAAUAUUUUUAUCUGGAAUUAUAUUUGGAUCACCAAAUUUGGAGAAUGGUCUGAAGGGAAGAAUACAUGUUGCGAUUGAGAAAGCGAUUGGACGAUUGAUUAUGAUGCAGGAAAGCUGCCCUAUGGCAAAAUCAGGUCUACGAAUACUUACUAUUUGUCACGAGAGGAUUUUGAAACGUGAUAAGAAUGAUGGUGUGGUGACCAACAAGUCAGGGGUACUGGACCAGAUGGAAGGUCAAAAGGUCGAAGAGGGGCGAGACAAUGCAAUUACUAAAGAAGAUGGCGCCUCCCCACAAAAUCCAUAUAGUUUCGAAGCCCAGCAAUCCGAGUCAACGAUUCCACCACAACAGUUCAAUGCUACAACUAUCCCCGGCAUUGACUUCAAUAAUUUCGAAAUGGACACAUCAUUUUGGGAAGAAAUGAAACAAAUGAUUGAUUUUGAUGUGGGUUUUUCACAUUCAACAGAACGAUUCUCUGGGUCUAUAAUGAAUGAGAAUCUCACAUCGUUACAUGCGAAAGUAGCAAGUGACACCUUUGAUCCGUAUUUCAACGAGGAUCACAACGACUACUCCAAUCGGCAAGAGAUUAAGAUGGGCACUCCCGAUACAUUCAUGAAGUGUCCUACUGUCUCAAUUAUGGAAAAGAUCACUAUCAAUUUGUGGUCGCCUCAAUGGAUUGUACAUGAAACUAGUACAGAAUGCGCCUGCGAUUUACAGAAAACGCCAUCAGCAGCUGAAACAUAG